Molecule: messenger RNA, 850 nt
Organism: Danaus plexippus (monarch butterfly)
Lineage: Eukaryota; Metazoa; Arthropoda; Insecta; Lepidoptera; Nymphalidae
Exons: 3
Coding region: 180-836 (218 amino acids)
Source: RefSeq, a predicted model, not a curated record
CUUUAAAUAUACCUACAUAUAUGCAAAUAAGGAAAAAAAUAUGUAUGCAAAAGCAAAAUCAAUAAAACGUAAAUCAACUUACAUAUAACGAUGACUUAAAUAUAAGAAAUAUUUAAUUAUACUCUCUUAAUAAUGUCGUCCAAGGAUAUGCUGUUUUUAAACCUCAUUAUGUUUUAGCGAUGUAUACCCUGAUACUGUUUUUACUUGCGUGGUCGGUUGUAAAGUCGGAUAAACUAAAUCUUCCAAAUGACUUCGACAGUUUUCCCCCUCCUUACCUUCAAUCAAAAUAUGAAUUUGCAAAAGCUGCGAGUUACCUUCAGCAUCAACUGCCUGAUUAUAAUACAAGCGGGCAGAAUUUAGAAUUUGGAGGCAUUGUGAGAAUAAUCAGUGAAUUGGCAUACAGAAUCCGACCUCAAAAUCCGCCACAGAGAUACAUGCCUUAUAAAAUUUUAGACGCUCAUCUUCCCUACGCGUGGACAGAAUACAAAUUUAUUGUCAAUAAAACGAGAGAACUCUUGUUAGACGCAGAGAGUAAAAUAAAGCCGAUGUCAAGGACGCUCGAUUCGAAAUGCAACACCAUAAGGGAUACUGACGUUUGCAACAAAUUGGCGGCAAAUAUUAUCAAAAGAAAGGAUUACUUGCAGCCGCACGCAAACUUACUGAUUCAACUGGGUCGUGUUUCAAAAAAUUUCAACGCUUUCUCCAAUACAUUUGACGUUCUGUCACUUGACAGGCAACAGAUAUCAUUUUUAAAACAUCACUUGGAUGACUCUCAUAUACGACACUACAUCAAGGAACUGUCCAAAACAUACAGCCUAAUUAAAAAUAUAUAUUAAUAUUAAUUAAAUUU